Molecule: messenger RNA, 912 nt
Organism: Fusarium pseudograminearum CS3096
Lineage: Eukaryota; Fungi; Ascomycota; Sordariomycetes; Hypocreales; Nectriaceae
Exons: 2
Coding region: 1-912 (303 amino acids)
Source: RefSeq, a predicted model, not a curated record
AUGGGUGCUAAAUCGGGCACUGCCCUCAAGUUCCUGCAAUGGUUCAUUCGAGGCAUUCAAUUCGCUUGCGCCGCUCUCAUCCUCGCCAUCUACUCCUACUUCCUAGCAACUCUCCAUAACCACGACCUCUCAAUCAGCAACAAAAUCCGGGCUGUGGAGGGCAUCUCUGGAAUCGCUGUUCUCUACACUGCCGCUGCUCUGCUCCUCCUCUGCUGCCUUGCCGGCCGCACCCUCUCAUCUUUGCUGGCUAUCAUCUUGGAUAUCGCCUUUAUCGGUGCUUUCAUCUACGUUGCUGUCGCCAACAAGGGUGGUGCCAGCAGCUGCACUGGAUAUCUCGAUACCCCCUUUGGACGUGGAAAAGCUGGUAAUACCGCCGAAGGAAGCGAUGGGUUCACUGCUCUGCCUAGUUACCGUACUGCCUGCAAGCUCCAGUCUGCCUGUCUAGCUGUCUCCAUUGUUGCUAUUAUCUUCUUCAUUUUGUCUAUUCUUGUCGAAGUUGCACUUGCCCGUCACCAUCGGAAGGAAAAGCGCUUUGGCCCUGGUCCCACCAAUGACUACACCUCCGGAUAUGGUGCCAAGGGAGGUUUCUUCAGCCGCAUCUUCCGUCGCCGCAAGAACACUGCUGCUGGAAACGACGAUGCUCUCCCCGAGCAUGCUCACCCUGACCAGCUCGACACCUACCGCCAGAGCCAUGCUACCGAUCGCACUGCUGUCAACAACUUCCCUGAUGACAACGCCUACAACAAGUAUGAAAACAACCCCCUUGGCUACCAGGAGCCAAACCACGGACGCCAAGACGGCUAUGGCCAGAUUCACUACCCCGAGCCCCAGUAUGGCGUCACUCAACCACCUGUUCGUCAGGCUGAGAACCCAAACUACCGCUACGAUGAUGGUGUCUACGAUCGCACCUAG